Molecule: messenger RNA, 2516 nt
Organism: Nematolebias whitei (Rio pearlfish)
Lineage: Eukaryota; Metazoa; Chordata; Actinopteri; Cyprinodontiformes; Rivulidae
Gene: bckdha
Product: branched chain keto acid dehydrogenase E1 subunit alpha
Exons: 8
Coding region: 143-1486 (447 amino acids)
Biological process (GO): branched-chain amino acid catabolic process
Molecular function (GO): oxidoreductase activity, acting on the aldehyde or oxo group of donors, disulfide as acceptor
Source: RefSeq, a predicted model, not a curated record
CCUUUUUCAGGUUCCGAGAAGAAGAGUAGAGGAAAAACGAGUGUUUUGACAUUAGCAUAUCUUCUAAACACAACAAUUGUGGAGUUUAAACUUACUGAAACACGAUCUUAAACAGAUAAAAACAAACCGCCGGAGUAUCCCGAUGGCGGCUGUGAGCAACAUGAGCAGAAUUUAUGGGCUCUGUUUGCAUUCAGUCCGUCAAUCAGCAGCAGGGCUGAAGACAUCGAGGCUUAUUCAGCGAAGAUCCUUCAGAUUCACUGCCGGGGUACAGCAACAUCCUGUUGACUCAUCGCUGGAAAAGCCUCAGUUCCCCGGAGCCUCAGCAGAGUUUGUGGACCAUCUUGAGUUCAUUCAGCCCAAUGUUAUCUCGGGCAUCCCGGUGUACCGGGUCAUGGACAGGCAGGGCAAAAUAAUCAACCCGUCUGAAGACCCUCAGCUCUCCAAAGAGACGGUUCUGAACUUUUAUCAGAAGAUGACGUUGCUGAACACAAUGGAUCGCAUCCUUUAUGAGUCUCAGAGACAGGGUCGAAUCUCCUUCUACAUGACUAACUAUGGUGAGGAGGGGACACACAUCGGCAGCGCUGCAGCUCUCGAGCCAGCAGACCUGGUUUUUGGUCAAUACAGAGAAGCUGGAGUUCUGAUGUACCGCGGGUUUCCUCUGGACCGCUUCAUGGCUCAGUGUUACGCCAACGCCGACGACCUCGGGAAGGGCCGGCAGAUGCCCGUCCACUACGGCUCCAAAGAUCUAAACUUCGUCACCAUCUCGUCUCCUCUGGCCACGCAGAUCCCUCAAGCGGCUGGCGCUGCGUACGCCUUGAAGAGGGAGAACAUGAACCGAGCCGUGAUCUGUUAUUUUGGGGAGGGAGCGGCCAGUGAAGGGGACGCACACGCCGGCUUCAACUUCUCCGCCACCCUGGAGUGCCCGCUGAUUUUCUUCUGUCGCAACAACGGCUACGCAAUCUCCACCCCCACCAACGAGCAGUACCGAGGCGACGGCAUUGCUGCUCGCGGGCCGGGCUACGGCAUGCUGUCCAUUCGUGUGGACGGUAACGACGUGUUCGCCGUGUACAACGCCACGAAGGAAGCUCGCCGCAGGGCUGUGGCGGAAAAUCAGCCUUUCCUGAUUGAGGCCAUGACCUACAGAAUCGGGCACCACAGCACCAGCGACGACAGCUCGGCCUACCGCUCCGUGGACGAGGUGAACUACUGGGACAAGCAGGACCAUCCCAUCUCCAGGCUGAGGCACUACAUGACGGCCCGCAGCUGGUGGAGCGAGGACGACGAGCGGAGCUGGCGCAAACAGUCCCGCAAGACUGUGAUGGAGGCGUUCGAGAGGGCCGAGAAGCGCCUGAAGCCCAACGUGGAGCUGCUCUUCACAGACGUGUACAACGAGCUGACGCCCGGCCUGAGCAAGCAGAGGGAGGCUCUGUGGAGGCACAUGCAGCAGUACAAGGAGCACUACCCCCUGGACCUGUACGAGAAGUAACGGCGCCGCCGCACAAACAUUAGGUUAGGUGGACAGAAGUGGGCCUGAAGUUAGCCGCACGCCACAUCCUGUAGUCAGACUGGAGUUUGAUGUUUCACGCAGGGUUUCUGCACAGCCCUGAAAAAUAUGGAGUUUAUCAUUUUUCAAGUCUGGAUCAGUACAGAAUAAAAAGGUCAAAACUGUGUCCAGAGUCUGUUACCUAAAAACUGUUUCUAAAGUGUUGCUCAAAUGAGAUCAUUCAUAAAAAAAAUUUAGACAACCUCAUUCAGUUCACCGUCGUGCACAGACGUUCAAAUCACCGUGGACAAUCUUGUCUUUCAGCAAAACAUCUCGUGAACCACAAGACAAAUCUUAACGAGAUUUAUUGAAAAGUAAUCAGACCUGCAACCGACCUUUGGAUUAAACCUCAUUCAAGAUGGCUGCCGCAGCCAAGUGACCUAAACACUAUAAAUCAGUUGUAGAUCAACCUUAUGUUUGGAGUGGUAGCAGCAGAGACUGAUCCCCUACGCUGAGGGUUAACCAAAUACAGUUUAAAUGUUUAUUGAUCGUUAGAAACAUCUUGUGAACAUCUGGACGGAUUUAAGAGAAACUGUUAAUUUAAAAUGAACCCAAUUCAAAAUGGCCACCACAGCUUCCAGGACUAAAGUGGUUGUUAAUCUUCACAGAUUUUUAUCUAAAUUAUCAAAUUUGACCUCGAGUCGAAGAGGCAAACAGUUUUGUUAAAUGUAUCCAGCAGUUUGUGUGAUAUUUUACCGACAAGAUAUAUUAAGCAUGCAGAAAAUCAAUGCACAACUGAAUUCUUUAGGACAUUUGCAGGCGCUUUGAUAUUAAAUAUAAAUUUGUUUUGACAAAUUUUCAGUCUGGAAUUUUUUCAUAAAAAAAAAAAAAAAAGUGUAAACACUUCAUUUCUGUAGGAUUUGUGCCUCAAGUGGAGCAUUAAUACAUUCACGGUUGAAAAGUUACUUCCAGGAAUGUCAUGUUUAGUGUUUAAGACAAAGCGCAGGUUUGAAUGCUUUAAAUUAAAUAUGUA